AUGUCCCGCCCUCUCGCGCGCCUCGGCUUGACGGCGCCGCGUCUCGCCGCCCGCGCCUCGACUGUUACGCCGAUGGGCGCCCGCGCCUUCUCCGCCUCGACGGCCCGCCGCAUGGCCGCCCCGCAAGAGAAGAACGAGUACAGCAACGGCCCCUCGGCUAUUGACAAGGCUGCGCAGAUGUUCUUCUUCACUGAGAUUGUUCGUGGUGGAUGGAUCGUGCUCGAGCAGUUCUUCCGUGACCCCUACACGAUCAUGUACCCGUUCGAGAAGGGCCCGCUGUCGCCCCGUUUCCGUGGCGAGCACGCCCUCCGCCGAUACCCUAACGGCGAGGAGCGUUGUAUUGCCUCCGGCAUCGCUAACACUUUAGCCUGCAAGCUCUGCGAGGCCAUCUGUCCCGCGCAGGCGAUCACGAUCGAGUCCGAGGCGCGCCUGGACGGCUCGCGCCGCACGACCAAGUACGACAUUGACAUGACCAAGUGCAUCUACUGCGGCUUCUGCCAGGAGGCGUGCCCCGUCGACGCGAUUGUCGAGACGCAGAACUACGAGUACGCGACCGAGACGCGCGAGGAGCUCCUGUACAACAAGGAGAAGCUGCUGUCCAACGGCGACAAGGCCGAGGCCGAGAUUGCGGCAAACCUCCAGUCGGACCACUUCUACAGGUAG
Trichosporon asahii var. asahii CBS 2479 is the source of this 663-nucleotide messenger RNA. Its product is annotated as NADH-ubiquinone oxidoreductase 23 kDa subunit. Gene Ontology annotation, cellular component: membrane. The transcript has 3 exons. The record is from RefSeq and is a predicted model, not a curated record. Gene Ontology annotation, molecular function: NADH dehydrogenase activity; 4 iron, 4 sulfur cluster binding. The coding region runs from base 1 to 663 and encodes 220 amino acids. Gene Ontology annotation, biological process: mitochondrial electron transport, NADH to ubiquinone; mitochondrial respiratory chain complex I assembly. Lineage: Eukaryota; Fungi; Basidiomycota; Tremellomycetes; Trichosporonales; Trichosporonaceae.